AUGUCGGAAAUGAAGCUUGAUCCUAACGAUAUGUCCAGGUUCGCCAACCUGACGAUCCUGACGACCACAUACAAGACCGUCUCAGGGCACUCCAUCUCCACAGAUGUUCUUAUCCCCAAGAGCUUGACGGAGGCCUCGACAGCAUCUUCAUCUCCGUCGCCAAUCAUUCUGCGCUACCACGGUGGUGGUUUCAUCGCGGCUUCCAGUCUCUUCCCCAGCUUCUUUCAGCCAUGGUACUUUGAGCUGGCAGAGCGCCACUCCGCUGUCAUCGUGAGCCCCAAUUACCGCCUUGUGCCCGAGGCCUCCAUGGACGACGUGCUUGAGGACAUUGAAGAUCACUGGAAGUGGAUCCACGCCGAGUUGCCAUCGUUCAUUCAGCAGCAAACCAAUAACCGCGUUAGCGUCGACACCAAGCGAAUUCUCACAGGAGGUGACAGCGCCGGCGGGUAUCUCAGUCUGAUGGCCGGCCUUCUCCACCCAGACGAAAUCAGAGCCAGCGUCGCAGCUUACCCUUGCCUGGACCUCAAGGCUGCACAGUUCAAGGACGGUGCUCAGGGUCCCACACUUGGUCAUGAGACUGUGCCGUAUAGCGUCGUUGAGGAACACCUCAAGAAGGUCCGCGAGGGUGUGCUCCCCUCUGUGGUAUCCGAGGAUCCCAAAUUCGAGCGCGCUUUGUUGAUGUUGGCCUUGACGCACUACGGGCUCGCGAAAGACAUGUUUCCCAAUGAGAAGCGGUACCUCUUUCCGUUUGACAAGCUGGACGACGGGGCUCGAUUCCCUCGUGGUGGCGUUUUCGUCUGGCACGGUAACGAGGAUUCCAUUGUCCCGGUAAUUGGAAGCAAAAGGUUGAAGGAAAAAAUUGAGAAGUUGGAUCCUGAGUUGCCAUUCUAUUUGGCUGUGCGGCCUGGCGAGCAUGGAUUCGAUCACGAUGCCAAGAUUGACGAACCCUGGAUGGCUGAGGGGCUUGAGAAGCUUGUCAAGGCUUGGUUGAAGUGA
Messenger RNA from Colletotrichum truncatum, 996 nucleotides. RefSeq lists its product as uncharacterized. The record is from RefSeq and is a predicted model, not a curated record. Lineage: Eukaryota; Fungi; Ascomycota; Sordariomycetes; Glomerellales; Glomerellaceae. Gene Ontology annotation, molecular function: hydrolase activity.